Anastrepha obliqua is the source of this 2683-nucleotide messenger RNA. RefSeq lists its product as uncharacterized. The record is from RefSeq and is a predicted model, not a curated record. The transcript is spliced from 2 exons. The coding region runs from base 395 to 1393 and encodes 332 amino acids. Lineage: Eukaryota; Metazoa; Arthropoda; Insecta; Diptera; Tephritidae.
UUCACCUUGUACCAGUGUUGUCGUGAAACGAAUACAAAUUGAUUUGAGGUGAAUUUAAGAAAUAUGUAGCUUGCGAAUAACAGAAAAGCAAAGCAGACAUUUUGAAAUUUGCUUUCGUACUUUUUGGAUUCCGGCAAACUGGCAGAUUCAACAAAUCUUGAUUUAGCAUCUUAUUGUAUUUUUUGGCGCAUUAAAGUAAUGUAAAGUGAUUAAAUUCCUGUUGAUUAUGUAAAUAGUUGAAAAUUAAAAGUUGCAUGUUUUGCCUCAUUCCGUGCAAAUAGCCGGAGCGUGCACUGGAGUUCGAGAACUGGAUUUCAAGGAAAAAAAUUCAUACUGCUUAAAAAUAUCAAAUCGUCAACUUUAAAUAUAACGUUAGUAAUUUGAACCUUACACAAUGUCUUGGGUGCCUUCUACCGAUUUUGAAGAGGAAGUGGUUUCUAUGCAACCAAGGCAUAACUUUAUUUAUGGCCAACUAUGCGACCCUGGACCGCAAGAAUUUCAUCCUCGCCCCAAAGAGCAUCUGGAUUUCAUAGCAAAACAGAAAAAUGAGAAAAAACAACGCGAAGAAACUUUGACAAAAUCGCAGAACCACAAAUUAAAUAUUAUUGCGAAAGUGCAGCGCAUUGCUGGCACCAAACCGUUGGGUGAGCAGCCAACCAUCCACGAUUGGGACGACAAUGAGAAUAUAGAGCGAGAAACAAUAGCAAUGAUGAGACAUGUAGGCUUAGGACCGCGAUUAGAACAGCCAUUCGACGAAGAAUGCACGAUAGCCACACAUCCCAUACAGAGUGAUAUAAGAAUAAAUCGUAAUGGUCGUAAACAAAUACCAAUAUUUUUCGAUGAAAAAUAUUUCGAAUUGAAGCCACGCGUUUUAGACUCUCCCUCCUCUUCCGUUGGAACUAGCCCGACAAAAGAGAGUGCAAUAGCACAUAAUGAAUCAAGCGCGUCAAAAGAAAGCAGUAGCAUUGCAACAUCCUGGGACACUUCCAAUGGUCGUUAUUCAGAUUCACCUAAUAGUGGUUUUGCAAGUGCAAUAGAUAUGGUUGGAGAUCAGGAAAGUUUUGAGACCGCAAGAAAUAGUAAUAACGGACACAAAUCGCAGAAUUGGCGAAAAAAUAAAAACCAGACUAGUACACAAAACUGGCGUAAGAAGGACGAUAAUACUGAAAAACAAAGCUGGCGUAAGCGGGACGAUAAUAUUGAAACACAAUCGUCGAUUAAUAGGAGUGCUGAACGCCGAUGUGGAAAAGAAGUUAAUAACCAAAUGCAAAAUAAUAAUUGGACUUGGCGCAAUCCUAGUAACAAGCCUAGUAAAGCGAAAUCAGGUCGCAUGCAGUCACCUCAAUUAUGUUCACCAAGGGAGUUGUAUGAAAAGAAGCGACAAACGGAUUAGAAUAAAAACUAGCACAGUUAAACCCCAAGAACGUAAUUGAGAACUUAAGAGGCGCAAUACAAAUUAAAAAAAAAAGUGAAAAAAGGGUAAUUUUAAAAUAAAAUCUCAAUGGGGUUAGUAAAAAAUGCAAUUGAAAACAAUUUUCAGUGAAAUUAAAUUAUAUACGUCAAUUUAUUUUCAAAACUUCCAAUCAAGUUUUCAAGAUAUGCUUCAAAGCAUUCAUCCCAACCAUUUGGUUGCAUUUGAACCUAAACCCAUGGAAAUAUUUACAAGCAGCAAUAAGAAAAGUAAUACAAUUUUAAGAAAUGUGAGGAUAUAUAUUUUUUGUAACGAAAGGUUUAAUAAUAUUUUAAGCGAGUUGUACCCAGUUCCAUGUCAGGUUUAUAAAAAGUUCAUAUAAGUAAAUUUAAUGCAAGUUUCCCAACGAAUGAGUGAAUCCAGCCAUUUAAGUAGAGCACACUAGCUAAGAGAAGUGGAGUAUGUUUCCACUUGAUAUUUCUAAAACUGAAGAUAUUUCUUCUAUCUCCACCAUCAUCAGCAUCGAAUACAUUUGCAUUCAAGAGAAUACCUAAUUAAAUAUCCGUUAUUGCAUGUCAAACGGCAGACAAAUGAAAAGUUUAAAUAAUUCCUUUAAUUUCUAAAAUUAGUACAAAUCAAAAAUGAUAGAAUGCAAGUUUGCGCCCAUCAGAGAGGCGCGACGUCACACUUGCACACUUGAAUGAAUUGAACAAAUGUGACGUCGAAUACACAGCGAUUUUGACAAAUUCACUGAGAGCCAAAUAGCGGUACCACGAUCGGCGCCAUUUGUACUCACGUGCACCAAUUUUUUGAGAGAACUAAUGUCAUGUAUGAAAUGUUGCUUCAUAGUUAAAAUUUAUAUUUGCCUGAAAUCCAAGUUGAUGAGAGCAUCGUAAGCGAUGAAACAAUGAGCUGUAUGAACUUUACGGCAACAUAGACAUAGCGCAGCGAAUAAAGACUCGUUGGCUGCAUUGGCUAGGUCAUAUCGUCCGAAUGGAUACAAACGCUGCGGCUCUGAAAGUAUUCGCUGCGGCACCAGCAGUAAAAGGACUUGGCUUCAUUUGAUGUAUCCAAGUGGAGCGCCUUGUUAAGUUGCACAAGCUGUAGUAUGGCCAUGGUGCAUUGAACAGAUCGUAGCAAUAGAGUAAAAACAGAAAGGUUAUUGUUUUUUUUGGUCCCUAAAAUGUCAAAAUCUAUAAAUAAAUUUGACAGUUAAGGGAAUUCCAAAAAAAUGUGUCAAUUUAGAGACUGAAUAAAAUGAAAAAAAUCAAA